AUGGCUUCGAAACCUACCGUGGCAAUCAUUGGAAAUGGAUGGGCAGGCUUCACAGUUGCAGAAGGUCUGUCAACCACGAAGUAUGACAUUACCGUCGUUGCGCCAAUACGCACUAUUCAAUAUACGCCACUGCUAGCCAGCGCCGCAGCGGGCAUGUUCAACUUCAGAUUAGCAGAAGAGCCCAUUCGUCGACGUGAUCGUGUGCCUGAUUUGAAGUACUACAAAGCCGUCGUAGAAGACGUUGAUCUGGAGAAGAAAGAACUCCAAUGCAGGCCUUCGGUCUCUGACAUUGCAGAGUUACAUCUCAAGGACGCCAACCCUUUCAGCAUCAAGUACGACAAGCUCGUGAUUGCACCAGGCUGCGAUGUCCAGACCUUCGGAACUCCCGGCGCAGUUGAACACGCAAACUUCCUUCGAACGACGGACGAUGCACGACGCAUUCAGCAGCGGCUACUGGAGAUGUUGGAUGCUGCGACUACACCUGGCUUGACUGAUGAGCAGCAGCGAGACCUGCUGAGAAUUGUUAUUGUUGGUGGAGGAGCGAUUGGCAUCGAAGCUACGGCAGAACUCUUCGAUCUCUGGCAACACGACAUGCGGCAUGUCUACCCGCAUCUGGACGGCAAGCUCAGUAUUGAGAUCCAUGACGUAGCGCCCACCAUUCUGGGCAACUUCGACGAGAGGCUCGGCGAGUACGCCUUGUACAAACUGAAGGACCGCGGCGUCAAGAUCGAGACGCAAAGCCAUAUCGAGAGGGUCGAAAAGGGUGCGCUGUGGACGAAGGAGCGCGGCGAGAUCAGAUAUGGCAUGCUCUUGUGGGCGACAGGUAACAGCGUCAACUCGCUAGUGGAGAAGUUGGACGUGAAAAAGUCGGGCAAACUACAGAGAAUCGCCACCGACCGAAAACUGCGAGUCCUCUCAUCGAAACACGACUCACCCCUCCAAGACGUCUUCGCCAUGGGAGACGCAGCAGACAUCGAAGGCUACACUCUCCCCACCCUCGCCGAAGUCGCCGUCCAAAAAGCAGAAUACCUCGCCAAAGCACUAAAUCAAGCCGAUGAACCAUCGAAACCAUUCGAAUACAAACAGAAGCCCAACCUCGCAUACCUAGGCCAACACGACGGCGUCAUCGGCGGACAAGAAGAAUGGACCGGUUCAUCGGCGUGGUUGGCCUGGCGAAGCGGGAGUAUCUUCCACUGGCCGCGCAGCUGGAGACGAACGAUUAUGAUUGGCAUCAGUUGGGCGUUUAAUUGGAUUGGUGGGAGGGAUAUUGCGAGGAAGUGGUAG
This is a messenger RNA of Zasmidium cellare ATCC 36951, 1284 nucleotides long. RefSeq lists its product as uncharacterized. Gene Ontology annotation, molecular function: NADH dehydrogenase activity. The transcript has 2 exons. The record is from RefSeq and is a predicted model, not a curated record. Bases 1 to 1284 code for a protein of 427 amino acids. Lineage: Eukaryota; Fungi; Ascomycota; Dothideomycetes; Mycosphaerellales; Mycosphaerellaceae.